AUGGAAGUAACAUACAACGUCAUCAAGGGCUCUGCCAGCAAACAACUUGUUGAGCAUAGCGUGGUUUCCCGUCUAGAGCCUCACCAAGUUUACAUCGAGACCACCCACUCUGGCCUAUGUUUUACAGAUGAGCAUUACCUUGGCGCCGACCAAGCUCUCGGUCACGAGGGAGUUGGUAUCAUCCGCCAAGUGGGUCAAGGAGUAAAAUCGGUCAAGGUUGGCGACCGUGUCGGUUUCGGAUAUACCCAUGAAGUUUGCGCGAAUUGCGACAACUGCGCUCAGGGUUGGGAUCAGUUCUGCAGAGAUCAGAAGCAAUAUGGCUUCCACGACUUCGACAACGGCACCUUCAGCUCUGGCGCCGUCUGGGACGAGAAGUGCGUAUACCGCAUACCUGAAGGCUACGAGUCCGCCCAUGCCGCUCCUCUCAUGUGUGCUGGAGCUACUGUUUGGACCGUCCUAAGCAAAUACGGCGUCGCUGCCCGCGACCGCGUUGCUAUCAUGGGUAUCGGCGGUCUCGGACAUUUGGCCAUCAAGCUUGCUGCCGCCAUGGGAUGCCAUGUUGUGGUUCUCUCAAGUUCUGAAACUAAGAGACAAGAAGCAAUGGACUAUGGCGCAUCCGAGUUUCAUGUCUUCCGAUCUGGAGAAAGUCCAGUGGAUACCAUCGCACCUGUGAAGCACCUGCUCCUUUGCGGUAGUGGUGGCGUGGACUACAAGAGUCUCCUCCCUCUUAUGGACACACACGGUGCUAUCUAUCCUCUUACCGUGGCCUUUGAACCUGCGCCUAUUCCACUCCUUGACCUUCUCUGGAAGGGUGUCAAGAUCCAAGGCUCCCUAGUUGCAUCACGCGACUCGAUGCGCAGCUUGCUGGAGUUUGCUGCCCGCAAGAACAUUACUCCAACUAUCGUCACCUACCCUCUCACUGUGAAAGGCAUCGAGUCAGCAAUGGAGGACUUGCGGGGCGGAAAGGUCCGAUACAGAGCAGUUCUGUGUCGUGAGGCAUCACAGCCCUGA
Didymosphaeria variabile is the source of this 1011-nucleotide messenger RNA. RefSeq lists its product as uncharacterized. The record is from RefSeq and is a predicted model, not a curated record. Gene Ontology annotation, biological process: alcohol metabolic process. The coding region runs from base 1 to 1011 and encodes 336 amino acids. The transcript has 3 exons. Gene Ontology annotation, molecular function: alcohol dehydrogenase (NADP+) activity; zinc ion binding. NCBI's taxonomy places the organism in Eukaryota, Fungi, Ascomycota, Dothideomycetes, Pleosporales, Didymosphaeriaceae.